Molecule: messenger RNA, 5295 nt
Organism: Limulus polyphemus (Atlantic horseshoe crab)
Lineage: Eukaryota; Metazoa; Arthropoda; Merostomata; Xiphosura; Limulidae
Product: inositol hexakisphosphate kinase 3-like
Exons: 6
Coding region: 275-1534 (419 amino acids)
Biological process (GO): inositol phosphate biosynthetic process; phosphatidylinositol phosphate biosynthetic process
Cellular component (GO): nucleus; cytoplasm
Molecular function (GO): inositol hexakisphosphate kinase activity
Source: RefSeq, a predicted model, not a curated record
ACACAGCUGAAAUUUGUUAUGUUACAAGAAGACUAUAAAUUAUAAGAGAAAUUUUAACCUAAUAAAAGCUAGUAGACCUUUUCACCACAAACAGUUUUCUUCACAUAAGUUCCAAUUUAACACAUUUGUAGCAUUGGAUAAAAAUAUCAACAAAGCACUUUUUUCAAUCCUAUAAAUGUAUGUUGAUAAAACUACUUUUAAAGGGAGCAGAGAAAUUUGAAAACAAUUGUAUUGAAAAAAGACUGCUUUUGAGUUCCAAACUUCUUUUGUUACAAUGGAAAACUUUAACUACAUUAUGAGAGACCAAGAAAUAAGAGAGAGCAGUUCAGAAGACUGUGCAUCAGCAAUACUGGAAUCACAUGGACCAAACAAAGAUGUUAGAGAGAUGUACCCUUUUAAUCACCAGGUUGGAGGCCAUUCACAGAUGCUGCUUUUGGAACCAGACACUUUGUGCAAACCUCUCAUUCAGCAAGAGCUUCAUUUCUAUCUUAAUGUUCCUAGAGAAAUGAAACACUUCACACCACGUUAUAAAGGGGUUAUCCAAGUUAGUGAAUUAGAUAACAGAUCAGUUAUUGUCCGUUCAACAAAACACAAAGACAUUUCAACAAAAGACCAAUGCAGUCUUAAGAUGAGGGAAGUCAGUAGAAAGUUCAAAUGGAAUGCUGAGGAAAAAUUUAGGGUAAAAGUUUACAAUUGUGAAGAUGAAGUAAUGUUACUCCAAGGUUCUUACUCUCAUUAUUGGGGUGAUCACAAUGCACAUAGUUACAAAUUAAAUCAGAAACAUUUUUUACUUUUGGAAAACGUUACAUACCGAUUUCGCAGACCUUGCAUAUUGGACCUCAAGAUGGGCACAAGACAACAUGGUGAUGAUGCAUCAGAAGAAAAGAGGCACAGACAAAUAGCUAAAUGUGCAUCAAGCACUUCUUCAGUACUAGGUGUCCGUGUAUGUGGAAUGCAGGUUUAUCAAGCUGAUUGUCAAGCUUUUUUGUGGAAGGACAAAUACUAUGGCCGUUCCUUGGAUGAAAGUGGAUUCCAAAACACAUUAUUUCAGUUCUUCCAUAAUGGUUUCACGUUGCGUGUAGGUGUAAUAGACACAGUGAUUGAGAAGCUGCAAGAAUUGCGGAGAGCUGUUGAAAAGCAGCAUUCAUUUAGGUUUUAUUCAAGUUCUUUGCUUAUCAUCUAUGAAGGCUGUGGAGAAGACGAGGGUGAAACAGAAGACUUGCUAGAGGAUGGUUUAGAAAUGCCUCUUGUCAAAAAUAAUCCUUGUCAAUCUGAGUCUUUUAUUGUAAGAAGAAAUUGUAUUAAAAAAAAAUAUGCUGAAGAGGAUUCAAUGACAAAACAACAGGAUAUGGAGAGGUUUUACUCCUCUGUGGAUGUAAGAAUGAUUGAUUUUGCUCACACUACACAUGAAGGUUAUGAAGGAGAUACUGAUGUUCAUAGAGGUCCAGACAAAGGUUACUUGUUUGGAUUGGAUAAUCUAGUUCGUUUGCUACUUGAGGUUCAAGGGAUGUGGCAAGAAAGUAACUUGAAGUAAAGAAAAUAUUUCUACUGAUAUUUUACAUAGAAUGAUAUCUAUAAUGUCAUGAAAAUUUAGAAAGGAAGUUAUUUAAGAGAGUGAAUUUAUGCUCCCCCCCCAAAAAUAAAUAUAGGGAUUUUAGUCUCCAGUUUAAUAUUUAAUUUGAUAUUGUUCAUAUGCAUCAUACAUGAACAACUAUCAUAUGGUUUAUGUCCUUUAAAACAAAGUAUUAUCAUUUGAUAUGAAAUAAAAAAUGAUGAUAAAUUUUAUAAUUAACAAAAUUAAGGUUUCAAAUCAGUUUGGGUGGUUUAUUUACUUUGAAGAAUUAUUUCUAUUUAUUUUACUAAUUGUUAUUGAAGUUUUUCAUUUUAUAAUGUUAGUAUGUAAAAGAUGACAAAAAAAAUUGUUUAUUAAUUUAAUUGCUCUUUGUGUUCAUUUUCAAAACAAGUUCAAAAUAAGUUUUGAAUGUGCUAAUGUGUUCAGUUUUUUAAAAGACCCAUUUUUUGGUGUAACUGUUCAUGAAAAUGAAAAAUUUCAAAUUAUAGAAAUGUUUUAUUCUAAGGUUUUAUCUAUUUGCAAAACAAAGAAUCCAAUUGAUUUGAAACAUUCACUCAAAUAGUUUAUAAGUUUAGUUUAGUUUGUGUAUGUGAUAAUUUUUCAUGAACUAACACACCCAAAAUUAUAUAUAAUACAUCUGAUGUCACUGUGAUAAACCUAAGAGGUUCAUGCAUUUUAUUUUUAUUAUAAGUUUGAUUUAUUGUAAUGUAUGAUGUAAAGGUUAAUGCAUUUCUUAUGCAUACAUAAACAUAGGUGAUGGGUGUUUUGUUUCAAAUAGAAAAAAAGGGGGAGAGGCUUGUGCUUACCAGGAUUUAUGACUUGUAGCAUCGGAGAAGUUUUGUGUAUUUAUUCCAGAUAUAAAUUGAGUGUUAAACAUCUUAAAGUUAACACAAAGAGAAAAUCAUACCUGAAUAAUUUUCUUAAUUGCAGUCAAACAUGUGCAAUCAAUAUUUGUAUAUUAUGUAUUAGAUAAAUAAGCUAAUUAUAACUACCACCAGCUUUAUUUAAGGGAUGUAUAAAUAUCUUCUUUAAAAGUGUGAGGUUAUUUGAAUAGCAGUUGAUUUUUGGUUCAGUCACCACUGAGGCUACUAUAUUUUCAUAUAUCAGAGGAGUUCUAAAAUUCAUUAUAUUUCAGCAGCAGUAAAUAUCACAUUGCUAUGGCUGAUAAAUUUUCCACUUGUAUGUCUAUCUUCAUUCAUUAGUUGGUAACUUAGUAUGUUCUAUUGCUUGUGUAUUUAGGUUUUGGUUUUAAACUAUUUUUAUAACUUCAAUGGUCCAACUAAAUACCAUUUUCACAAAGUUCAUUUGUAAUUGCAAGACUGAAAAACAGCAGUUGUAAGUAUAUGUAUGGAUUUAAGUAAUUUUUUUAGAUAUGUGUUGGCAGUCUUUUAUGGAUGUGGAGCAGUUACUGUAACAACUGUUGCUUACCCACUUCUACUCUGCAUAUGUGUGUGUGUAAAUCACUCUUAACUGCACUUUUAUGUAUCUGUUACAAGCACUAUAUAUGUAAUGCCUCAGGUCUUUGUUUACAUUUGAUUGUUUUGAAUUGUUACCUUUAUACAAUAACAUAUACUUAACACGACAAAGAUGACCAACAUAGUAGGAAUUUAUGGACUUCAUAGGUUACAACAAUAUAAUGAUAAAAGGAUUUUGUACAUUCUUUGAGCACGGAUCAUUCUUUACAGUGUUAAAAUGUUUCACUUUUCAUUAAAUUUUAGAAUGUUACAACAUGUAUGUUAUUAAAUGAUUGAAUUGACUUUUGUAGGUUUCUUAGCACAGCCUUAUUUUUGCUUCAGAGAUUUUUCUAGAUAUAUUUAAGAAUGAUAGUUCGGUUGUUUAUAUAUUUAAAAAAACUUGCAUAAUUAAUCUCAUGUCUUUUUUUUUUCCAUCUAAGAUUAGAUCCUAGAUUUAGUAGUACCUCCCACUGAUCAUCAUAAGGUUGGUUCAAGCGUAACUUGUAAAACAAGGAAUGCUAUUGAUUUAGUUGUAAUUAUAUGUAGUAUAAAACGAGGUUUGAAAAGUUUAACUGUUUAUGGCAGUGGUCUGAGGAAAGGUUGCAUAAUUAUGGAAAAGCAACAUCAGUAUAGUGUAUAGAACCCACUUUGGUCUGCUGAGGUAAAUAUAAAUUUCAGGUGGUCCGCAGACAAAACUGUUUGAAAACCACUUCCUUAAGGUAUCAAAUGCAAUAAAUACUUAUUAGAAGUUUCUAAAUAUCACAAAAGAUCUAUUGUUUCUUCCAUCUUUGGUUAUUUAUCACUUCCAUUUAAUACCUGUGCAUUUAUACUUUUUCCAUCGUAUAAAUUUAGGGUGCACACCUCACAGUGUGUAGAUUGCAGGUUUGAAUUCCGUCACUGAACAUCGUUGCCCUUUCAGCCACUGGAGCAUUAUAAUGUGAUGGUCAAACCCACUACUUGAUUAGACCAGCCCAAGUAUUGGUGAGUGGUUGACUAGCUUUCUUCCCUCUAGUCUGUCACUUUUAAAUUAGGGACAGCUAGUGCAGUUAAUCCUCGAGAAGAAACAAUAUAUUUUGAGCUCCAAUACAUUGUGAAAAUAUUUUAUACAGUUUUAUUGGAAGUAUUACAAUAUUAUCAUAGUUUUCACCUUGCUGAAGGUGAAGUACCUUGAGUGCUUCGAUAAGAAGUGAUCUACGUAAAUAUAAUAUAUUUGUGGUUUAGGGAACUUUCUAAAAGAAGCGUGUUGAUAAAAGUUUAGCGAUUUCUAUAGUUUUAAAAUGGAAUGUAUGUAGUUAGGUAUAAGUGUUAGUUAUCCCGGUGCAGGCAGUCUGGUUGAUAUAUAUUUAUAAUUAUAAUAAUCACAAGAUUCAAAGAUGAUCACUAUGUAGGAUGGCACAAUGCCAUCAUGAUAGAAGGCAAGAUAUACAUAAAACCUGCCUGGUCCUCUUGCAACCUAUAAAAUGCAAAGAGAAAUAUUUUGCAUUGACAGAGUGGUGAUUAUGGUUGAAAGUGAUGUCAUACUUUCUUGGUGCAACGGCUCUGAUGAUAUAAAUACACCAACUUUAUUUUGUUUUUUAAUAAUGUUCUAUUUCAAUGGAGGUAGUGAAAAACAAUGAAAAGCAGAUAUAUCUCUUUUACUCCUGAUAAUCAUUCAGUGUUUUUUGUUGUUGUUUUCUAAACUGAAAGGCCAUUAUAAAAAAUAAAUAAAUACAUGUAUUUUACUAAAUUUUAGUUACCGUUAAAUUGUCAUAAAUUUAUUUUUACGUAGAACAAAAAUAAUAAAACAAAUUUAUUUGUAUGUAGUUAGAUUCAUAUCAGAGUUGUGCUUCCAUACGAAAAACAAACGUACAAUUCUUCACACACUAGGGUUGGUUUGUUUAUUCUACAUUUUUUGUUGUUGUUUUGUUUCAUAAAUGCUUGUAAUAAUGUUAGUCAUUAUUUCUAUUCUGUCAGAAGUUUUUAAUAUACUAGUGAUUUUAUUUAAAUAUUAUCAUUAUUUUCCUUAAACGUUUGAUGAUUCAGUUUCAUUCUAACUUUACUUGAUUGCUUUGGGAGUUAUUGUUAGGUAUUUAAUAACUUUGGGAUCAUAUUUAUAUAUAUAUAUACAUUAAUGAAUUGUGUAAUAUAUUUGCACUUAAUAAUUUUCUGGUCACGUUUUCUUUGUUGUUUAUUUUUAUUACUGGGAGAUAUUUCCCAAGAAUAGAUAUGUUACUAAAUUUAACAAAUGUAUUUGUAUGGAGUUGCAUUAAAGGAAUUGUAUUGUCGUAA